AUGUUCUCGACUGCGGUGAUCUCAGUGCCUCUUUUGGCCAGCCUCGUGGCUGCCGUUGCCGUCAAUCCGCUGCCAGCACCACAGAGCAUCACCUGGGGCAGCUCUGGGCCGAUCAAGUUCACAGGCGCUUGUCAGUUCAGUGGCCCAACGAACGACUUGGUGUGGGCCGCAUGGCAGCGAGCAUAUCAGUCAAUCGUCACUCUACAGUGGGUGCCAGUAGCUAUCGAAGCUCCAAUACGGGAAUAUGAUCCAUUCCCAGGCGCCGAGGAAACUUCAACGUCGUCCAGAAUACGAAGGGAUGGUGGCGGUAGCCAGAUAUCGAUCUCGAUAGACGACAACGCCGCUGACCUGCAGUAUGGAGUAGACGAGUCAUAUGAGCUCAAUGUCACAUCUUCUGCCAUCUCAAUCCACGCCGGGACCACUUGGGGAGCUAUUCACGCCCUCACUACCCUCCAGCAGCUCGUCAUCUCAGACGGACAAGGAGGACUCAUCAUCGAGCAACCGGUUGAGAUCGUCGAUCAGCCAACUACGGCCAUCGGGGAAUCAUGCUUGACACUGGACGGAACUUCCUGA
This is a messenger RNA of Cyphellophora attinorum, 573 nucleotides long. Its product is annotated as Beta-hexosaminidase 1. Bases 1 to 573 code for a protein of 190 amino acids. Gene Ontology annotation, cellular component: membrane. The transcript has a single exon. The record is from RefSeq and is a predicted model, not a curated record. Lineage: Eukaryota; Fungi; Ascomycota; Eurotiomycetes; Chaetothyriales; Cyphellophoraceae. Gene Ontology annotation, biological process: glycosaminoglycan metabolic process; carbohydrate metabolic process. Gene Ontology annotation, molecular function: beta-N-acetylhexosaminidase activity.